CCGCCCUGCGCCCUCACCGAGAUGCGCUCCACCGUUAGGGCCCUGGCUGCUCUAGCCUCGGCAGCCCUCUACGUGCCCUCGGUAGCCCAAACAUGGUCCAACUGCAACCCAAUCUUACGAACCAACUGUCCUCCGGAUUCCGCGCUAGGAAAGACCGUCAACAUCGACUUCUCUUCCGAAUCCUCGAGUUUCACCCCCCAAGGCAACCCAACAUACGGCUCCGAUGGCGUCUCGUUUACCAUAGCAAAGUCUGGCGAUUCCCCCCAGCUUACUUCGCUGUGGUACAUCAUGUUCGGCAGGGUCGACAUUGAAGUCCGCGCUGCACCGGGCGCGGGCAUUGUUAGUAGCUUUGUCUUGCAAUCCGACACUCUGGACGAGAUCGACUGGGAAUGGCUCGGCGCAGAUCCAGACGAAGUGCAAACCAACUACUUUGGAAAAGGCCAGACUACCGACUACAACCGCGGUGCUUUCCAUUCAGACCCGGGCAGCCAGACGCAGUUCAAGAAGUACACAAUCGAAUGGACACCCGAGCAAAUUGUGUGGCAGAUUGAUGGCGUAACCGUUCGCACUCUGGAGCCCGCCAACGCCAACAACCAGUACCCUCAAACACCCAUGCAGGUCAAGUUCGGCGCAUGGAGUGGUGGCGACCCAUCCAACUCUGCAGGUACUAUCUCCUGGGCUCGCGGUCCUACCGACUACUCCAAGGGUCCCUUCACUAUGAAGGUCAAGUCCCUCCGGGUCCAGGACUACUCCACUGGCAAGCAGUACGUCUAUGGCGAUCAAUCCGGCACUUGGAAGUCGAUCCGAUCUGUUGGAGGCACCAUCUUUGCAGGCGGCAAUGCUCCAAUCGCAGAUGCGCCUGCAAUCACCGCCACCGCGAAUGGAGCGCCUCUGCCUUUCACUCCUCAUCAGACGUCCAACUACCAACGUCCGAGCGUCUACCCGUGGAUCCCUGAUCCAUCGGCAACUCCUACCGCGCAACCUACUUUUGCCAAUUACCCCGGGCUUCCGAGUGGGUGGACCGUUUCUGACUCCGGAAAGGUUAUUCCACCCAGCUCAGCCACUAUGUCCCCUCUCGCUUCGUCUACCUCAUCGCCGCAAGCUUCGCUUACGGCCUCUUCUGGCGAUGGGCCUAAGACUGAGUUUAGCUCGGAUGACCAUAGCUUCAGCACAAUUCACACAACCCGUGCCCCGCUCACAACAUCACCCACACGCACCAGGGUACAGGGCAAUGCUGCAACCUCCAUCCCCAUUGCCCCUGCUGCAGCAUCACUAUCUUGGAAACUCAUAGUCUCGAGCAUACUGCCCUGGACCAUUCUCGCCCUUCACAUCCCCGGCUGCCUCGGCUUCUAGGCGGGUUGGGCUGCCCUAUGGGCUCAAGUGGACUUCGGACCAGCGUUCUCCGUCCUAGGCGCUGGUAUCGUCGCGAUGUUGUUAUGGCACAUGAAACUUUUAACGAGUGGAUACUUUGGCUUCAAGAUUACCAUCAAGUUAUGGGCUGCCCCUUGGCCCGACGCCAGCUGGAAAUGGAACUAUAAAUACAAGGGUCGUAAAGAGACGGAAGUUGUGUAUAGACGCUUGUGGGGCUGGCUUCGGCUGCUUUACCGGGCUUGAUUUUCCGUCUUUGUUUUUGCUUUUGCUUUUACCGGUUGCAUAGCGUUUGAGCAUUGGGCGUUUAUUCUUUUACUGCAUCAUUCAUUCCACAUACACACACACACACAUACUCACUGGAGACGUCGAAUGGUGUGGAUUCAGAGUCGGCUUCUCACGUUUUCUUGUUUGCUUUUCCUUGGCUGCAUAUCAGAUUAUGGAUUAAUGAGGACGAUGUCAUGUCGUAAUGUAAUGAAUUCAUC
Exserohilum turcica Et28A is the source of this 1853-nucleotide messenger RNA. Its product is annotated as glycoside hydrolase family 16 protein. The transcript is spliced from 2 exons. Gene Ontology annotation, molecular function: hydrolase activity, hydrolyzing O-glycosyl compounds; glycosyltransferase activity. NCBI's taxonomy places the organism in Eukaryota, Fungi, Ascomycota, Dothideomycetes, Pleosporales, Pleosporaceae. The coding region runs from base 22 to 1353 and encodes 443 amino acids. Gene Ontology annotation, cellular component: fungal-type cell wall. The record is from RefSeq and is a predicted model, not a curated record. Gene Ontology annotation, biological process: carbohydrate metabolic process; fungal-type cell wall organization.